This is a messenger RNA of Cyanistes caeruleus (blue tit), 2245 nucleotides long. The record is from RefSeq and is a predicted model, not a curated record. NCBI's taxonomy places the organism in Eukaryota, Metazoa, Chordata, Aves, Passeriformes, Paridae.
UGCCUGAACUUUGGGAGCAAGAUGCUGAUGUCAGAGUGGCCAUUGUGACGCGUGCGACCAAAGCCCCAAAAGGGAAGGCUGGGCUCAGGCCGUGUGUCAGUGCGACCUGGCAACGGGAGGAGAAGAAUCAGCGCAGGAACAUCCAGAGGAGACCGCGGUGUUCCUGAACGCGACGACGGGAGCAGAAGGCGGACAGGAGCAGGGCUCACGCAGGGCUUACCAGGGAGUAGCACCCUCGUAGCUCUGGGCCUGUUCUCCAAACUCCCAUCACUCUUCUUUCUCCCGCAGAGAGAGAGAGGUCCAGCACCUGGCGGAGACAGCGGCGUUCCUGCACAGGGACUCAGCGCUGACAGCCGCCAUGUGCGACAGGGAGCAGGAGGGCCCUGAUGGCAGGGAGCCAGAAUGCGUGUUGUGUCACCGUGUAGAGGCUGACCCGGACAUCUGCGGAGACAAACAGGAGAAAUACGGGCUCUGUGCCCACGUCUUCUGCCUGUAUUUUGCCACACUGCUUUUCCAGCAAGCCAAUGAACGUGUUGGACUCCUGGGUUUUCUGCCUCGAGAUAUCCAACUUGCAGUCAGGCGGGCGGCACAGAAGCACUGCUGCGUCUGUGGCCAGAGCGGGGCCACCAUCAUGUGCUGCAAGGAAGGCUGCGACAGAUGGUUCCACCUGCCCUGUGCCAAGGAGGGCGGCUGUGUCAAUCUGUACAUUGCCCCAUUCAGGUCCUACUGCCCUGAGCACCGUCCAGAGCAGGACGUGCAGGUGACUCCAGAGCCGGGCACCGAAUGCCCCAUCUGCAUGGAGCCAGUGGAGGACAGAAUGACCUACAAGACCAUCGUGUGCCCAACAUGCAAAAGAGCCUGGUUCCACAGGGACUGCCUCCAGGGACAGGCCAUGCGCGCUGGUCUUUUUUCCUUCUGCUGCCCCCUCUGCAGAGACCGUGAGACAUUCCUUGUUGAAAUGUUUGUCAUGGGAAUUCGCAUCCCCAUCAGAGACCCAACAUGGGAGGACAAUGACGCCUUUGCAGAUCUAGGAGAGAGGCACAACACGUGCAAUGCCAGGGAAUGCCUUUACCCAGGAGGCAGGGAGGAGGCAGAGGAAGAGGGGCCCUGGAAGCUGCUCCUGUGCUCCUCCUGUGCUGCCGAGGGCACCCACAGGCGCUGCUCUGGCCUGACAGUGAGGACAACCCACUGGGAGUGUGACAGCUGUGCUGGUCUCGGCACGGCCCCCAGGGAUGAGCCGGAGCUCAAUGGCCCCAGCCUGACCAGACAGUCAGGACUGGAGCCUGCUCAUGGCCUGUCAGAAUCUGAGGCCAUCAGGCCAAGCUCCAGCAGCGCAGUGCCAUCGCGUCUGGCUCCCCAGUCUCCAACUCCAGGGACCAGCAGCCACAGAAGCCUCCGGCGUCCAGCUUCUUCCUUGGCAGACACCGGCAGCCCACGCACAGCAAGGGCAAGAUCCAGCAGCUGGACGGGCCCUGAGAACAGGGUCCAUUCCAGACAUGCUGGGCCUGUCCGCAGGCGAAGCCGCUCUCACCAGCAAAGGCGGGCCUCAGAUGGGGCCGUCCGGUCGCGGAGUCGCCAUGACAGGAGCAGCAGGAGAACAUCAAGUGCAGAGAGGCGCAGGCAAAGGGAGACACCGUCGCGGGCUUCCCGCAGACACAGCCGCUCCCGGCAGCAAGCUCAUGCCCAGAGUCCACCUGCCCGGUCGAGGAGUUGCCGAGACAGGCGCAGCAGGAGAACAUCGAGGGCAGAGAGGCCCAGGCGAAGGGAGACAUCCUCAGGGACGUCCCCCAGACGCAGCCGCUCCUGCCCGCAACGUCGAGCCUCAAAUCAACCUGUCCAAUCCAGGAGUCACCAGAACAGGAGCAGGAGGACAGCAGCAAGUGCUGAGACACCCAGGCGCAGGGGGACACCAUCGGGGACGUCGCGCUGGAGCAACCGCUCCCGCCAGCCACGUCGGGCCUCAACUCGGACCUCUAUCAGCAGCACGUAGUGUCAUCUUUUCUUUCUGGUCCUUCCGUUUGCUGCUGUAAGUGAAGUAGAGCCUUCCUUCAGUAAAGCGGAAGAAGAAAGAAGAGAGUGAGACACUGCCUCAAGUGUCUGGAGAAAUCGAUUGUGACACUGCUGCUGAUUUUAAAGACUUGAUUGGACCUUCAAAGGUCAAACCAGAAAAGACAGUGGGAAUAGCCUGGGACAAAGAGGAUGCGCAGGACUCUGCCCCAGACGAAUGUCCGAGACCUUUGCCUGA